This is a messenger RNA of Psylliodes chrysocephalus, 1287 nucleotides long. The record is from the annotation of a GenBank genome assembly. Lineage: Eukaryota; Metazoa; Arthropoda; Insecta; Coleoptera; Chrysomelidae.
AUGUGACACAUGAUGACAUUUGACAGAGUUUUGAAAUGUGAAUAACAAUAAUUUAUAAUAAAUUAUAAUAUAAAAAAUGAAUAAGUUUGCAAGAAUUUUAUACAAUACCAACUUAUUGUACAAACUAAGAACUUGUGUGGUUCCUAAAAACUUUGUUUUUUUACAAUGUCAUAACGUACAUAGCCUACAUAAAAAGAUUUUAGUUACACAUAACCUACAAACUAGUAAAAGACUAAUAAAAUCAGAAGCGAAAACAGUAUUAGCAAUAAGUUUAUUGACCUGGUUAGGAUUCGUAGAAGAUGAUAAAGAUAAAGAAUCAGAAUUAAUAAUGACUUUAAAGAGGGCUGUGCUUUGUAUGCAAAGAGAUCAACAUGAAAAAGCUGAGCAAAUGUUGCAUUUAGCUUUAAGGAUAGCUCAGCAACAACAACAUGAACAGGGUGUUCUCUACUGCUUCGAUCUGAUGGCGAACUUAGCGUUUGAACAACACGAAUUAGAUAAAGCUCACAAAUUAUUUGUACAUGUUUUACAAAUGCUUUUAGCUAAGGGAACUGCACAAGAUGAUAUUAAGGUUAUCCAUAUUAGUUUAAAAUUAGCCAGAAUUUAUCAACUCACAGCAGAGCUAGAACAAGCUGAGAUUGGAUAUUCAUGGUGUCUUGAACAAAUUAAUAAAAGUAAAAAAACAGAUGAUAAAGAUGCUAAAAUUCUUUAUGGUGUUAUCAAUGAUUGGUAUGCUCAAUUUUUAUUAGACAAGAAUGAAGUAAGUAAAGCAAUGUUCCAUCUAAAAGAAGCAUAUAAAAUCUGUAAAGAAAUUAACACAGAUGACACUGAAAAAACAGUUUUAUUACUAAAUGAUUUGGGAACCACAUCAUUUAGAGCUGAUGAUAUGAUUAAUGCUGAAAUUUAUUUAAAAGAAGCAGUUGACAUAGGAAAAAGGAUGGAAGAUAAAUCACAUCUAGGAGUUGUUCAUGCAAAUCUUGGACUGAUAUUAUUAGAGAAAGGAAUUACUGAUGAGGCUAAAAAGUUUUGCAGUGAAGCUUGGCGUUUAGGAAAGAAGUAUGAAAACAGCGAAUCAGUGAACCAAGCUAAUUAUUGUCUCGAUCAAAUAAAGCUGAAUUUAAAUAAGUAAAUGGGUAUGCAAUAUUCUAAAAAAUUGAAGUUGCUAAGAGUAUUUGAGAUAUUUUUUAAUAUCUGGUUUAAAAAAUGGCCAUAUCUAGUCUAUUUUAUAUUAAAUAUGUAUUUUAAAAUUGUUGAUGUAAUUUUUAAAAUAGAAUAUUUUAUUGUUAACAA